Messenger RNA from Rotaria sp. Silwood2, 546 nucleotides. The record is from the annotation of a GenBank genome assembly. NCBI's taxonomy places the organism in Eukaryota, Metazoa, Rotifera, Eurotatoria, Philodinida, Philodinidae.
AUGCAAAUUUCAACCGAUGAUCUUAAUAAGCAUCUAUGGUUAACACCAUUUCCACUAGAUGAUUUGUUAAAUUUUUAUUUUCACGAUAAACAAAAAUAUCUUCUAGAUGAUGAAAACAAGAUUAUUUGUCUAUUCAAUCUUAUUUCAAAAUAUUGGAUUCGAAUUCAAACAUCGACCAAAGAUCAAAUGAAAGGAAUCCUAUCAAAACUUUCAUGUAUGAUAACUCAACAAGGAAUGAAAUUACCUAGAGAGUCAUUUAUUCGUUCACCAAUGUUACUACCUGAUUUGCCUAUAAUUACAAUGAAUGUUGUACAGGAAAUCAAUGAAAAUAAAAUACAACUUGGUGAUAAACAAAAGCCAAAAUCAAACGAUCAAUCAGACGAUCGCAUUUUAGAUAAAUUUCUUCGAUUCCUUGGAUGUCGAACGAUUCAUGUACCUUCAUUCAUCGCCUAUCAAAAGUCUCAGUCACAUGUAUCACGUUCCAUCAAAGAACACUUUCUAACAUUUGUUGCAUUAUCUAAUCGAUGUACAAAAACAUAUGAGUGA